Onychomys torridus (southern grasshopper mouse) is the source of this 2252-nucleotide messenger RNA. RefSeq names its product zinc finger protein 77-like. Gene Ontology annotation, biological process: regulation of transcription by RNA polymerase II. The record is from RefSeq and is a predicted model, not a curated record. Bases 765 to 2183 code for a protein of 472 amino acids. Gene Ontology annotation, molecular function: RNA polymerase II cis-regulatory region sequence-specific DNA binding; DNA-binding transcription factor activity. NCBI's taxonomy places the organism in Eukaryota, Metazoa, Chordata, Mammalia, Rodentia, Cricetidae. The transcript is spliced from 3 exons.
GCCUUCCGCUUCCCGUUCUGGGAAGACCAUCCCAAGUUCUUCCGGACCGGAACCGGAAGCCGCCUGGAACCUGAGCGGGAUGCUGAGAAGGACCGGAAUUGGGUGUCAGGGCCGACUGUAAGGCUUCCGGAAGCGGAAGUGUUGCUCUGCCGCCCGGUCUUAGUCCCUCGCCAGGGGCUCCUGACCCAAAGUCACUCCCGUUCUCCCUAACGUGCCCGGAGCCCGGAGUUGGCGGCGGCGGCGCCUACGAUCCGGACGUCAAAGGUCGAGGAAGCGGCGGUAGCGGCGGUAGCGGCUCGCAGGCGCGAGCCGCGGAUUGGCUGUAAGGGGCCCUCGAGUCCGCGGGAGGUCGAGGGACGCCACGGUGCUGUUUCCAUGGGAACUAGGAGACGCCCGAGCUGCGCCUGCGCGUCGGCAGGGCACGCGGGAGUCGGGCAGCGACAGUCGCUGUUGCAGUUGUAAGGAGCGUCCGGAGAGGAGGCUUGGCGCGUCCUCAAGACACACACAAAGGAGUAAAUAAGUGCAUAAGUCCACGGGGCGGAGGGGAGUUCUCCGGGGCCAAACCACUUUUAUUGCCCUACCCCCAAGCGGAGAGGCCGUGAAGUCCGGGAGCGUGUGCGGACUGCGUGGUCCAGAUGCCCGUUCUGCACAAAUGCGGGCUCUCACCUGCGCCUUACGCGCGUGUGGAGACCAAGAGUGGCAUUGGCGUGGUUCCCGAUCCCUGCGGUCAAGGUGAAGACGGGUCGAGCCCAUAGCGGCAUCACAUGGCGAACAAAAGAGUCGACGGGGACAUCAUCAAGUUUGCAAGCCGCCAAGCCUAUGCCUCUGCGGACGGGCAGCAGGGCCAGGACAGGCAUCUGAGCCCUUCGGUGGCCGGACUCUGUGAAGAUGGAGGUGGCUCUGGCCAGGCUGAGGCUCCUGCUGGGGCCUGCAGUGUCCCAGCCGGCGUCGGCGGCGGAGGCGUUGGCGGCGGCCCCAGUGAAGGCACGCGGUCCAGGAAAGCCUCGGAGAACCGGAGACGGGCUCCCGCCCGAGGCUGCGGCGUUGGCGGCGUUGGCGAUCCUCCGUGCCGGCGCGCGCGGGUGGAGGCCGGCGUGCAGCAGGGCGCCUGCAGCGGCGGCGGCGGCGACCCGGGGCGCACGGCCCGCGGGACGGCGGUGCCGGGGUGCGCACAGCGCGGCCUUGCCUGCUCCAGCCCCGACUCCCUGGACAGACCCGCGGCGGGCCAGCAGGCCGGGGAGCGCCACGUGUGCGGCACGUGCGGGAAGGCCUUCCGCUUCCGGUCGUACCUGGCGCGGCACGCGAGGACGCACGCGGCCGAGCUGCCCUUCCGGUGUCAGGAGUGCGGGAAGGCCUUCAGGUCGGCCUCCCACUCCCGAGAGCACGCGAGGACGCACAGCGGGCAGGGCCCGCGCCGCUGCCCCGACUGCGGGAAGGCCUUCGCCUGCCAGACCUCCCUGCGCGACCACCGGCGGACGCACACGGGAGAGCAGCCGCACGCGUGCGCGCGCUGUGGCCGAGCCUUCGCCUGCUACUCCUCGCUCCGGGAACACGGCCGCUCGCACAGCCAGGAGAAGCCCUACGCGUGCGAGGAGUGUGGCGGCGCCUUCCGCUACCCCGCCUCGCUGCGGGCGCACCUGAGGAGGCACGCGGGGCUGGAGGCCGCCCUGUGCGAGCAGUGCGGCAAAACCUUCCGCGGCCGCGCCUACCUCCGCGCGCACCUCCGGACGCACGCCGGCGCCGGCGGCGCGGGGAAGCCGCACGCGUGCGCGCAGUGCGGCAGGGCCUUCCGCUUCCUGGCGUCGCUCCGCGCCCACGCGCAGACGCACUCCGGGGAGAAGCCCUACGCGUGCCCGCAGUGUGGCAAAGCCCUGGCUUCCCGGGCCUCCCUCCGCGAGCACGUCCGCACCCACGGCCGAGAGAAGCCGUACGCGUGCGGGCUGUGCGCCAAGGCCUUCAGUCACUCCCAGUACUUCCGCAAGCACCUGAGGGCGCACGAGGCGGGCAGGCCCCACCCGUGCGGCAGGUGUGGGAAGGCCUACCGCUCCGCCGCCGCCCUGCGCGCACACCUGAGGACACACACCGGGGAAAGGCCCUACGACUGCAAGCAGUGUGGGAAGGCCUUCAUGUCGCACCCAGCCCUCCUCGGGCACGUGAAAAUUCACGCGAGACAGAAGACCUAAGAGGCCUCCCCGCUGGAGAGUGGCCCCGGGAUGGGGUCCCGGGCUCAGCCCACACGGACAGAACACCAC